This is a messenger RNA of Neurospora crassa OR74A, 1041 nucleotides long. RefSeq lists its product as hypothetical. The transcript has 2 exons. The coding region runs from base 1 to 1041 and encodes 346 amino acids. The record is from RefSeq and is a predicted model, not a curated record. Lineage: Eukaryota; Fungi; Ascomycota; Sordariomycetes; Sordariales; Sordariaceae.
AUGAUAGAGGGAACUUUUGCUGUCAACGUUCAUGACUCUCACCUCGGCCUUUUACGCCUCUGCCUCAGGGCCAUUGGCUGUUCCUUUGCGCUUCCUGUCGCCUUGGCUGUGCUCUGCAAGAAGGCUUUGUUCGCAUCACUGGAGAUGAUCUUCCAUGUUCUUAUCCGACUCCACUGCCUCUUUUCUGCCCGAGCCAGUCAACACCUGGCCAUUGAGAUUCAAAAGCAGGUUCAUCAGUAUGCUAGCCCGAAGAGCUCUACAGACAGCCUUCCUUCGCUCAUCUCACCCGGUUCGUUGACAUACAGCUCACACAUCGGCGACCUUGACCUCGAUCCCAACAACGACGACGACAAUGAGCUCCCUUCGCUUCCUUAUAUCCCUCCGACACCCGAGGAUACCAAGCGAUGGGUCGAACUCUCUGCUGAAGCCCGUCACAGGGUAGCAAAUGUGCAGCAUGACGGUUUGAACUGGAUGUCAUGGAGUCCGCCCCCGAGUCCCCGUUUGCCGUCGCGUGAUCUGCCAAAGGGUAUCCCGGAGUGGAGGGAGGAAUGGAGCGACUUCGACUUGCCUCCGAAUCCUCUAGACAUCCCGACGUCGGAGAGAUUGAGACGAUGGUGGGGUGAAGCUACUGAAGAGGACCGCGCCCGGAUCAAUCGUAUCAGCACUGACGGGUUGAACUGGCGGACGUGGGACCCUCCUUCCCAACCCUCCUGUGACGGAGAGCCAGUCGUUUGGUCUGGGAUUGGCCCUUGGGUUUCUGGAAAUGGCGACGAUGGCCUUCCAUACGGAACAUGUGCGACUGGUAACAUCGAACAGACGUUGCACAAGCCGACAGUGGACCGGCAGUCACAUGCACAACGACACCCUCAGAAUGGAUUGCCAUCUUGGGAAGAGCUCCCAUCCUCGCAUGAAGUGCUUGAGUUUGCCGUUUCGGAUACAGUUCACGCAAACUUGUUGCUGGUUGUUGCACUCACCUCGGCAGCAGAGCAAUCUCAGGACGACAACCUCUCUUCGAAGCGAAACUUGGGACAGGUCACGUAA